Messenger RNA from Geodia barretti, 438 nucleotides. Lineage: Eukaryota; Metazoa; Porifera; Demospongiae; Tetractinellida; Geodiidae. The record is from the annotation of a GenBank genome assembly.
UGUUUGUGUGUACAGCCUAUAUAGCUAUAAUGAAGGCGGCGACCUGUGACCACGCGAAGAGACGACGUUGAUUCGCCUUGUCAUCGCAAGAAAAUUACUUUCUAUAGAUUGGGCAACCUGUUCACGAUGGCGGGCGGCGGAGAGCCCGUGGAGAUCACCGCACUGAACUCUACUCUUGGUCUCAUAACUGCGGCCGUAACGGUGGCAGGACCUCCGCAAUGGUUUGCCAACUGCCUCGUGGAAAAGGCGUUCAUUACUCGGCGAGACGCUCAGGACAUACUCGGUACACCUGGAAUGCCUCCUUCUCGACAAGCUGGCCUGCUGUUGGACAGUGUUUUUACUAAAAUACGAGCGUCAGAUGAGAGAGGACGCUGGUUUCUUGCAUUUGUUGGCAUAUUCUCUCGUGACCUGGUAUAUAAGGACCUGGUGGAGAAGUUA